AUGUCUGACAUUCACACGUCGCAUCUCUCCACUCUACAAGCAGGCCUCCUAUAUCUCCACCGGGGCUUACAAGGCCCUGAAAAUGCCAUUGCAGACAGUCCUUUUAUUUGGUCAUUUCUAGGCCUGUUGGUGGGUAUCGCCACAUGCCUCGGCCUGCAACUGGAAUGUCGACUGAUGGGUCUCCCUGCCUGGGAAAAGCGUCUUCGACGUCGGCUCUGGUGGGCACUCUAUGCAGAGGACAAAUGGCGCAGCCUGUUAAUGGGGAGACCACCGUACAUUAGGAACGAUGAGUGGGAUGUAGAAGAUCUUGAUGAUGACGAUUUUAGACUCGAUGGCAUGCCUGUAGAGUUAUUACUUUCCGCGACAACGGAAAACGAAUAUCAACGGAACACCUUACAUGCACAAGUGUUCAGGAACUUUGUUGAUCUAGCGAAAAUUGCCGAAGAACUGCAACACUCCUUAUUCUCCCUCCGCGCUGCUCAGCGCCUUUCCACCAACUUCAAAGAAACACUACAGAAGGCUCAGGUGCUUCUGCGACAUCUUAAAGAAUGGUACUCAAACCUUCCGCCGACCCUCAAACUCCGAAACCGGACGUUUCCAGCCCCCGAUUCCACAGAUCAUCGUCCGCACCAACACACUAACCCCCUGCACUUUGCCUACAUCCUUCUUGAGGUCUUCGUUUUCAGAUCGCUCCUCCGCCCCAUGGUUCGAUCUGCCGCCCCACCGCGUUUAUUCGAAGAGACAGACCUCCAGAAUGCCUUUACCGAUCAGGUAGAUGAUUACAUUGCGCAGAUUGUAGAUUGUGAUGAAGUUGAGCCAACACCGGCAAUUGACAUGUGCAACGGCGGCAGCAGUGUACAUGCAACACUCACAGCUGCAGAGAACUGUGCGGCACGUAUGAUUCGGUUUGUUAUGCGUAUGCCGUGUAGUGAAGGGGGUGUUGAGUUUUGGUACUCCUGGACUCGUAUUGGUUUCGCCACAACGUCGAACUUCAUGUUGCUAUUGCUUGUCCAAGCGCCUUCUGCAGACCACGCGACCCGUGCCCAUAAACUACUACAUAUGUGGCGACAGACUAUCCGAAGGCAGUGUCAGGGAAAUGAAUGGAUGAAGCUGGCUCUUGUAAGACUGGAUGGUCCGCACUGGAAAGGGCUAGACAGAAGCUACUACCUGCCUAAACAUGUUAAAGAGUCAGUCAAUAUGGCUGGGCAAUGA
Molecule: messenger RNA, 1212 nt
Organism: Aspergillus melleus
Lineage: Eukaryota; Fungi; Ascomycota; Eurotiomycetes; Eurotiales; Aspergillaceae
Product: fungal specific transcription factor domain-containing protein
Exons: 3
Coding region: 1-1212 (403 amino acids)
Biological process (GO): DNA-templated transcription
Cellular component (GO): nucleus
Molecular function (GO): DNA binding; zinc ion binding
Source: RefSeq, a predicted model, not a curated record